Molecule: messenger RNA, 324 nt
Organism: Hydatigera taeniaeformis
Lineage: Eukaryota; Metazoa; Platyhelminthes; Cestoda; Cyclophyllidea; Taeniidae
Source: the annotation of a GenBank genome assembly
CAUCAUCCAGCAAAUACAGCAGCUAUCGCUCCUUCCGCUUCUGCAGCUGGAAUGGCACCGCAUUCUGGACCGCUAAUGAACGUUGCAGUAGCAUCUGCUGGUGUCUCAAAACCAGCGACAUCUGCAGGCUACUUUGCCACCCCACCACCAGCCGCUUCAAUCCGACGUUCUGCAGAGGACUUUUCUUUCAUGCCCUCCAGCGGUGGUGGUGGUGGAGGAGCAUCCUCCAUAGAAUCCCCCGGCGGGGACUUCGAUGAUGAGUUCCGACGUAAAAGACGUAGGAAGGAGAAGAAAAGCGGAGGAAGGAAGGAGAGGAUCGAGUAG